Molecule: messenger RNA, 1209 nt
Organism: Nakaseomyces glabratus
Lineage: Eukaryota; Fungi; Ascomycota; Saccharomycetes; Saccharomycetales; Saccharomycetaceae
Gene: RNA1
Product: GTPase-activating protein RNA1
Biological process (GO): activation of GTPase activity; nucleocytoplasmic transport
Cellular component (GO): cytosol; perinuclear region of cytoplasm; nucleus
Molecular function (GO): small GTPase binding; GTPase activator activity
Source: RefSeq, a predicted model, not a curated record
AUGGCUACACUACACUUUACACCAAAAUAUGAGGACGACGAGGUCUUUUCCAUUGCUGGUAAGGCCUUGAAGUUGACCACAAAGGAAGACAUCCAGCCCCACUUGGAUGACUUGGCAAAGCUGAAGAAGUGCAAGAAACUAGAUUUCUCAGGUAACACCAUUGGUACUGAAGCUUCUAAAGCGUUGGCUGAUUUCUUGGGAUCCACAGAGUCAGUCAGGGAUGUUGUUGAAGAGAUAAACUUUGCAGACAUGUACACUUCGAGGUUAGUCGAUGAAGUGGUCGAUAGUUUGAAAGCAUUGCUUCCUGUGCUUUUGAAAUGUAACAAGUUGACAAUAUUGAACUUGUCUGAUAACGCUUUCGGCUUGAGAACCAUCGACUACUUGGAGAAUUACAUCGCCAACGCCGUUCACUUGAAGCACUUGAUCUUGAGUAACAAUGGUAUGGGCCCAUUUGCAGGUGAAAGAAUUGGUAAAGCUUUGUUCUAUUUGGCCCAAAACAAAACCAAGGCCAAGGAAUCGAUGUUGGAAACCUUCAUCUGUGGCAGAAAUAGAUUAGAAAAUGGCUCUGCUUUAUACCUCGCCCUAGGUUUGAAAAGCCAUGGUGAUGGUUUGAAAGUUGUCAAACUGUACCAAAAUGGUAUCAGACCAAAGGGUGUUGCUACGUUGAUACACUACGGUUUAAAAUAUAACACCAAAUUGGAAAUCAUAGACUUGCAGGACAACACUUUUACAACUGCUGCUUCUCUAGUCUUGGCUAAGAAUUUACCACUAUGGAAGAACACCCUGGUUGAAUUGAACUUGAACGACUGUCUGCUCAAGGCAAAGGGCUCUAAAGAAGUGUUCAAAGUCUUUGAAGAUAACACAUUUGAAAAUCUGGAAACCCUGAGAUUUGAAUAUAAUGAAAUGGAACAAGACACUUUAGAAACUGUCUUUUUGCCAGCUAUCGAAGAUAAUAAAUUCCCUAAACUAAAGAAUUUAGAAAUUAAUGGUAACAGAUUUGAAGAGGAUUCUGAUCCAGUUAACGCUUUGAUGGAUCACUUCGAAGAUUUGGAAUUGGAUGACCUUGAAGAACCUGACAGUGAAGAAGAAGAAGAGGAAGAGGAGGAAGAGGAGAAAAUGGAAGAAAUUGAAACCUCAAAGAUUGAAAAUGAACUAAUAGAAUUACAGAUAGAUAACCUGGCACAAGAACUAUCUAAGGCUAGCAUUUGA